AUGGUGCUAGCAUCUGCUGCAGCGUCUGCUGUUGCUGUGCAGCAGCUGCUGGAGCCUGAAGCGUUGAGGCUGCUGCAGCUCGAUGCAGCAGUGCUGCUGCGUCCGUCUGCUGUACACGAUGCGCUGCUGCAGCUGCUGCUGUGCUGCCCCGCAAGCAGCCUCUUUGUGUUGCCUGCAGCAGCUAUAGAAGAGCUUCAGGAGUUGCUGCUGGACCAGGGCGCCUCCGUGCUGCAGCUGCUGCGCAUCUCGCGGAUGCUACUCUACAAAUUCUUUGCUGAUCACCCCUUCUCUUACCUUGCCCUGGAUGCACGCGCUGUGGCUGCUGCAGGCAGCGACAGCAAGGACGGGAGCAGCAGCAGCAACAGCAGCAGCAACAACAGCAGCAGCAGCAGCAGCAAAGAUCAUGCCGCCGCUGCUACUGGUGCAGCAAAUGCAGCAGGUGUUGCUGCUGCUGCUGCUGCAUCUAACUCUAAGGCAGACCUUGAGGUGGUCGAGAGAAGGCUGGCACUGUUGGCUGCUGCUGUCCUGACACCGCAGCAGGAGGAGGUGCUGCUGCAGCAGAUGGCGAAGUUUCGGCUGCUGCAUGCGCACAUUGGUGGGAUUCUUCAGGUUUAUCUGCAGCAGCAGACGAGCAGCAGCAGCUAA
Molecule: messenger RNA, 645 nt
Organism: Eimeria mitis
Lineage: Eukaryota; Apicomplexa; Conoidasida; Eucoccidiorida; Eimeriidae
Exons: 2
Coding region: 1-645 (214 amino acids)
Source: RefSeq, a predicted model, not a curated record